Messenger RNA from Nomia melanderi (Alkali bee), 4267 nucleotides. RefSeq names its product WD repeat-containing protein 44. Lineage: Eukaryota; Metazoa; Arthropoda; Insecta; Hymenoptera; Halictidae. Gene Ontology annotation, molecular function: protein binding. The record is from RefSeq and is a predicted model, not a curated record.
GAGCGGGCAGCUGCACGAGUUCGAGGCUGCAAAUUCGUUGUUCACCAAUCGCACAACUCUUUUCCAUGAUGCGACCUCUUUAUUGGAUGGGCUCGUGCAGUGUUACCACUUUUGCAUCGUUAAUUUACGUUUGAAAGAACUAGGAUAAUUGAAAUACGUACCCAGCAUAUUCAGCACGGGGCAGUGCAUUUGUGUAACCGCUAUUAGAAGUCAAAUCAUGACUUCGUGCCGCUUGCAAUCCUAUAGCCGCUUUUAUCUAGCCUUAGUGUUCGCGAUUUUGCGAAACGCGUGACGCGCCUUGACAGUACCGAUGCGGACAAUAUUAUUAUUACUGAUCAUUCAGUGCAGACGACAAUGUCUGGAAGCAGCGAUUCCGAAGAAUUUUUUGACGCAGAGGAUGAUACUUUCCAACGUAAUUCACGGAGAAGUAAACAACGUGAUUCCUUUAGUAUUGAAAUACAAUCCAAGGAUACAUCAGAUAUUUCUAAACAAACGGAUGAUGAUGUUUUUGUAAAACCUGCUGAACCAAAACCAAUUAUAGAACCAAAGGAUAAUGUAACUAUAGAAUGUGUACCUUGUAAAGAUAAAUCUGAGGAGGAUGGAAAGGAAUCGAGUACGGAUAAAAUUAUAGGUCGAAGGAGAUUUCAUGAACUUCGACAACGUAUGCAAACAGAAGAUGACGAUAUCCCAAUUAAUAGUUCUCCUCCAGACAGUCAAACAUCAUCCAUUGAGGGUGUUUUUCCUGUUCCUUCGAAAACAACUCAUCCGUUUAGAAUUAUUGAACAUGACACUCUUAGCCUACAAAGCAUGACCUCUUUAGGACGGGUGGGUCGAAUUUUAGCUGGAGUUGGGGACAGUGCUUCGGCUGUACUCAUAACAAAUGUAACUCAGUGUCCCCCUUCUGCCAUCCUUACCCGUGAAAGCCAGAUGUCCUCCAUUGCUAGUAUUCCAAGCAAAGACGAGGACACAGUGUCUGGUAAGGUGUCCCAGUCCUCCAGCAUCCUUACGUUAUCAGGGGAUCUCCUACAGGAAUCCUCUGUUAACAGUAGGUCAAACUAUUCUUCUCACUCACAAAAUGAUAAGACUGUUAUGCUUCAAGAACCUGAUGUCAUCGCUAGUACAAAGAAUAAUGGAAAGUCAAGUGAAGACGUUACUGUGGUUGGAAUACCUGUUGCACCACCUAGACGUAAAAAAAAGACAAAGGCUCAGACACCUACUGACCUUGCUCCUUCUACAACAGAAUCAGUGCUGCCUACCUCACCAUUACCAAGUCCAGCAAGUACCAUUGAGUCUAUCACUAGAGAAUUUGAACACUCACUUGAUAUUAGAUCUGCUACUAAAGGACAGUAUGUUGUUAAACCACAAGAUGAAGACAAAUCAAAAGCAGAAGGACCUUCAGCUGAAGAAUUGGAAAGAAUAGAAAGAGUGAAAGCUGAAUUAAUGAGUGUGAGAUCAAGCGAUAAAUCAAGCAGUCCAUUGGGAUCCAUGUCUAGUAACAGUAUUGGCCGUUACUCUUUAGGUCCUCAUAAAUUUACUGGAAUAAGUUCUCCAGGUUCUAAAGAAAGACGAAAAUCUGCGGGUGAUCAAGAUAUGGUCAAACAGUUAAAUAUGUUUGUAAGAACAAGAACAGAUUCUGGUAAACGCUUAACAGACAUGGAAAUUUUAGAACAAGUAACUGUAUUAAAUUUAGACACUGGUGAAAGAGUGCCAUUAAGUAUAGCGGAAGAUAAAUUACCACAGUGUAUUAAUCCUUUAUCGCUUCAUAUUAUGAGACUCACUUCAGAAUAUAUAAGUAAUUCUAGUCUCGAGAAGGAGAAAGAAAGUGACGAAGAAAGUGUUGAUAGUAAAAUGUCCAGUAUACCACCGGAUGAAGAUGUAUCUGUUGGCAGAGUUCGAAAGAAGACUCAGAAGUUGAAACGAUUUUUAGGAUCUACUGUAAAAAAAACGAUGGACAAAGCAAAAUCUAUCGCACAAGAAGUAUCUCAUGCAAGGCAUAAAGAAGACGUUAUGGAUAUAGUAGACGAAGUUUAUCCCGGUGAACAACAAUACAUUAAACUAAAAGCAUCUAAUAGUCAUAAAGGACCCUAUGAAUUCAGUUGUUUACAGCAUGUUCAAGAUUUAAGUGGCGAACAUGUAGGUCCUGUUUGGUGUAUGAAAUUUUCUGCUUGUGGACGAUUACUUGCUACAGCGGGACAAGAUCGGGUUUUAAGAAUUUGGGUUUUGCGCGAUGCCUUUGCAUAUUUUCAGGAUACGCGAACUAAAUACAAUGCGGAGAAAGUUAGUCCUACACCUUCACAAGAAUCUUUGGUCUCGCAACAAUCUAUGGAAGACCCUAAUGUUGUGGCUAGUGCCUUCAGUGAAAUAGAAGGGACGAAAAGCCCUUUCAUGCCGAAACCAUUUUGCACUUAUACCGGCCAUACCUCAGACUUGCUCGACGUAUCCUGGUCUAAAAAUUAUUUCGUUUUGUCCUCAUCGAUGGAUAAGACUGUGCGGUUAUGGCAUAUAUCGCGGAAAGAAUGUUUAUGUUGUUUCCAGCAUAUUGAUUUCGUCACAGCAAUAGUAUUUCAUCCACGCGAUGAUCGAUACUUUUUGUCAGGAUCUUUGGACGGUAAACUUCGACUAUGGAAUAUUCCGGAUAAGAAGGUCGCUGUGUGGAAUGAGGUUGAAGGCCAAACGAAAUUAAUUACUGCCGCAAACUUUUGUCAGAAUGGAAAAUUCGCGGUGGUGGGUUCAUACGAUGGCCGAUGUAUAUUUUACAACACGGAUCAGUUGAAAUAUCACACGCAGAUACAUGUCCGAUCGACGAGAGGCAAAAAUUCGACGGGACGGAAGAUCAGUGGUAUCGAGCCUAUGCCUGGCGAAGACAAAAUAUUAGUCACCUCAAAUGAUAGCCGUAUCCGUUUAUACGACUUACGAGAUUUAAAUUUGUCAUGCAAAUAUAAGGGUUAUGUUAACGUUAGUAGCCAAAUUAAAGCAAGUUUUAGCCCUGACGGGCAAUACAUAGUUAGCGGUUCGGAAAAUCAGUGCAUUUAUAUCUGGAAAACCCAUCAUGAUUAUUCCAAAUUCUCUAGCGUACGUAGAGAUCGGAAUGACUUUUGGGAAGGUAUAAAAGCUCAUAACGCUGUUGUAACGUGCGCAGUAUUUGCACCAAAUCCAGAUAGUAUUAUUAAACAAAUCGAAGAAAGGGAGCAGUGGGAAAAUAAGGAAGAUGCAAAAAAUUUAACUAGUUCAACCGUAGAUGUUCCUCCCGUUGAUCCGGUGGUUGAACAGCGCACCAAAGGUUGUGGUGGCCAUGUUCUCGUAAGCGCAGACUUCAAUGGUUGCAUAAAGGUUUUUCUAAAUAAAACGAAACCUAAGCACAGUUCCCUACCAGCGUCUGCUCUUGCAUAACACAACACUAAAUUCAUCUACGCACUAUUGUUAAUAACUAGAAAAUAUUAUGGACACCAGUAUAUUAUAUACGCAUGUAUAUGUUUUACAUCGGCGAAUUAUCUAGGGGGUUCACUAACCACUGUUUUUCAAAGUAAACCGUGAUUGUGCUAUAAAUUUUUAAUGGCAGAAUAUUUUGUGAUGCAUUGCAAGGAAAUUAUUUCACGAUAAAAUGCUUCCAAAAUUGAAUUAGUAAUAUCAAAAUUAAUUAAUGAUAUUCAUGAGUUAGAUCUUCCCGAUAAUAUUUCAGGAUUUUUUUUCUGAAAACAAAUAAGAAAUUUGAUUCACAACGGAUUAAAUAAUCAUUGUAAUUAUAAUUUUUACUAAAGCUUUAACUAAGCCGUACGAAAGGCACGUAUACAUAGAUUUGUAACAUGUAUUUUCAUUAUCGUUUCCUCCUUAAAUUUGACAUAUUUUUUUAUUGAUUUUCUUGUAUUUAUAUUUUCUUUCGGUGCUGGUCCACUGUGAUCAUUUUACAUUUUAUAGAAUCACAUUGCCAGAAACGGUGUCACAACAAAAUGUACGAGUAACGUGGCAUCGUGCGUUUCGAUUUAAUUUAUAAAAAGCAAAGAGCACCUUGGUGAAAAACAAAGUAUAAACGGGCAUGCAAGCGACGGUCGAAUAGAAAAAAAUCAAUGGUCGAACGAAUCAUAUGGAUAACCGGAAACUUACAGAUAUAUUCCCUGGUGAUCCAUCGUUAGACAAAUGUUGAAUAGUAUAUAUCUACAAAGUUUAAAUGAAAAUCAAACCGGAUUUUCGAAUCCUAAUGGUUUCUAAAAGUAUAUACUCUGUAAAACUUUACCGUGAUAAGAUAGCGUAAUACAUCGAAGACAAUAUU